Xenopus tropicalis (tropical clawed frog) is the source of this 4044-nucleotide messenger RNA. RefSeq names its product microtubule associated tyrosine carboxypeptidase 2 (gene matcap2). NCBI's taxonomy places the organism in Eukaryota, Metazoa, Chordata, Amphibia, Anura, Pipidae. The record is from RefSeq and is marked validated.
GAAAGUCAGACAGAAGCCUGGCUCUGUCUGUCUUUUCAGAAAUCUUCCAGAUAUUCUCAUGGACUGCAUCAAGCUAACCUUCCACCUGUCUGGUCUACACAGGGUGAGAUACCGUGUCAAAUCUUUUACUAAGACUGAUAAACAUUUUCCGAAGAAGGACUCAACACACCUUUAAUAAAGGAAUUACAAGGUGUACAAGGACAAAAUGCUUGAAUCUAUUUGCGUAACUGAAGAACUACACUGGCCUGAGGAGGAACUUACCAGAAAAUCCAUUCUUAAUAUUGACAAUAAACAGUGCCCAGACAUGGAGAAGGCAGUGGUUGAAGUAUCAGCCAGUAUCCUUAGAGACACAUUUACAACAGGAACCAGCAGUUAUAAUGUUCUCCUUCAAACAAAGGAGGAAAAGAAACCACACCAUCAAAAGCAGUCCUCACAAAGUGUAAACAAAAAGCACAAAAAGGCAAGCAAACCUACAAUGCACACCAAGGAACGCCAAAAAAAUAGAACCAAUGUUCUACACAGUGAUUGUUUAUUUAUCAGACAGAAAUUACCUGGUUGUGUCUCCAGUAAUAAACCCAACAGUAUGAAAAUGUCACAAAGCAUAUGUGUUAGAGGAAGCCACGUAGGUCUCCUGCACAGGCCUAAACUCAGAGCACAGAGACAACACUGCUUUUCAGUUCUGAACCAAGAAAAAGAGUUUACUCCUCUGCCAAAAGUUCAAACAAGUAAUGGCAUCUCAGGGAAGAAAUGUUGUAUAUUAAAUGCCAUAAAACCUUCAAAUGUGGAGAGAGAGAAGAUUCAAUUUUUCAAGUCAGAAUUUACUUACAACCCUCAGUUUGAAUAUGCCAACCCCGCCCAACCAACUGUCCUAGACAGAUAUAACAAUGCAUCUGACAGAUUUCUUAAACAGGCCAUCAAUAUUAUGCUGAGGGCACUAAAUAAAUAUGGAAGUUAUGAGAAGUUUGAACAAGCCACUGGGGGAAGUCUGCUCUCAAAAAACCAGAUACGGUACCAAGUGCGUAAAUACAUGGAAAGAGAAGGUUGCCUGGGUGAGAUUGUCGUUCACCUGACUGAAGAUCUCCUUUCACGUGCAGCUAUGACAGUGGUAAAUGGUUGUCCAACAUUAACCAUCAAUGUCUCCACAGCUCGUGAGCAGUGGCUGGAAGGGAUGCUUAGACAUGAAAUAGGUACACAUUAUUUUCGGGGAAUGAACAAUAACCUACAGCCAUGGAAUAACAGCAAUGGGCGUAAAAAGCAUGGCCUAAAGCCAGUCAACCCAACAGAAGAAGGCCUUGCAAGUAUCCAUAGUGUCUUGUUCCGCAAAGAUCCUUUUUUGUGGAGAGCCGCGCUUCUCUAUUAUACUGUCUACAAAGCAAGUUGUAUGUCUUUUGUUGAACUCUUUAAAGAUGUGGGACAGUUUGUCAAGGACCCAAACACAAGGUGGGAUUAUUGUGUUCGAGCAAAGAGAGGCUUGACUGAUACAUCACUGCCAGGUAAAUGAAAAAACUUUAUUUAUGAUGAUUUAUUGAUUACCUAUCCAGGCCUACAAGGUGCCACCAUGUAAUUAGUGUAACUCAGUGAUCCCCAACCAGUGGCUUGUGAGUAACAUGUUGCUCACCAACCCCCUUGGAUGUUGCUCUCAGUGCGCCCAAAGUAGUUAUUUUUGAAUUUCUGACUUGGGGGCAAGUUUUGGUUGAAUAAAAACAAGAUUUACUACCAAAUAAAGUCUUCUGUAAGCAGACAGUGUGCAUAGAGGCUACCUAAUAGCCAAUCUUAGUCCUUAUUUUAGACCCCAUGAACUUUUAUGAUGCUUGUGUUGCUCUCCUAGUCUUUUUACAUUUGACUGUGGCUCACCAGUAAAAAAAGGUUGGGGAUCCCUGGUGUAGCAGUUAACUGAUUUGUAUUGCCUUCACAGAAUUAUUUGUAGGUACAAAUGGCAUCCCAUGGCAGGCAGCAGAGAAAAUUCUCAACACUUACAUUACCUAUUUAAAAACUCAAAUAUAUUUUCCAGAAUGCUUGGGACCUGUGGUUUUCUGGAUAAGGGGUCUUUUCAUAACUUGGAUCUCUAUACCUUAAAGGGGACCUGUCACCCAGAAAUAAAAAGCUGUAUAAUAAGAAUCCUUUUCAAAUUAUACAUGAAACACAAAUUCAUUUUUAUAUUAACACGUCCAUACCCAUUAUAAAAGCAUUUAAAGAUCUCCGCCUUCAUGCCUUAGGGCUCUGACACACGGGGAGAUUAGUCGCCCGCGACUUUCCAUUUAGCACUUUCUAUAUGUCACUACAAUUCUUAUCUUAUUUUUCCCCUCCCUCCUCACCAUCUAAUUGUGUAACCAGUGCAUGAGUAUAGGCAGAUGCCUAUACUAUCUCUGUUCUAUCACAUACACAAGAUUUUGGCAUGAUACAAAGCUUGCCUUGAUAACAGUGUCCACAAAUUGCACCUGCCUGUUUGCUGUGAUUGUGUAAUUCCAGGACUGUAAUUCUGAACUUUCUGCAUAAUGGGUUUCUGAUUAACAGAUCCCAUACCUGUAGUUAGAAUACUGCAAAUCCUUGAAAGCAACUUUAUCAGUAGCUGAUGUAUUGCCAAUUUACUAUUUGCAAAGCAUAACAGCCAUAUUUAUUUGUCUUUUUUGUAUUUCUAGGUUGCUUCAAUAAAGAUCAGGUUUAUCUAGAUGGCAUUCUUCAACUUCUGAGGCACAGAGAAACCAUAGAUUUCUGCUUAUUAACCUCCAUGGGAAAGGUUUCCUAUGAAGAUGUAAAUCAUCUUAAAGACUUUGCAGUAUUGGAAAAUGUACGGAUUCCUCAGUUCCUCCACGACAAAGAUCGAUACAUGAGAUAUUUGGAGAAGAUCAUGCAAGUGAAUGCGCUGAGUGAUGCAGAACUAGCAGUGAUCAGUGACUGAGCAUCAGAUGAGGGCCAUCUUUGAAAACUGGAGAACAAUCGUGCAAUAAGAAGUUUUGUUUUUAAUGUCAACUAAAAACUAUUAAAGCAAAUUGCAACAUGUAAUUCUAAUUCUGUAACAUUUGUAUUCAUUGUAACUUGAUGCAUAUACGAUACCUUAAUUUUGGCACCCCCAAGUGACUAGGGCUUUCCUUCUCCUUUAACCACAUAAGGCAUUUAUUGGGGUGGAGGCAAAGCCUUUAUUUAAAAGCAACCUGUUUUUUUAAGAAUAAGACUGUAUACAAUACCUAAGGGGCCCAUUCACUAACAUUUACAUUUUGUUCAUUUUCACAAAUCAUAUUUUUAGCGCUAAAAUUCUAGGCUUAUACUAUUAAUUUUAAACCAUUUAUUAAGCAUAAAAACCACGUCUAAGAGCUGUUGAGGUCAUGUAGAAGUCAAUGAGAGCUGUCCUAGGCAAAUCGUAACAAUCUUUAUUUAAUUUGUGGUCUUAGAGGUUUUGAUGCACAUGAAAAUUCUUGCGAAAACUAUUUUGAGGUUUUAGUAUUCUAAUUUACAUUCUUUUCCCUGUUUUUUUUUGUUUGUGCUUUUUAUUUAAGGCUGUUUUAACAAAUUACUUGCCAUUUGUGGUUUAAGUGAAAAUAUUCAUAAUCAUUUUUUCAAAGUUUUGAAAAACCACUAAAUUCCGUAUGUUGAUAAAUGGGCCUCCAAGUAUUAAGAUAAUGAUUUGUAGGAUAUACAAUGUUUGCCAAACCCCAGCUAGUGAGAACACUAAUAAGUGAUACAAGAAUGGGAACCUUUAUCUGAAUCCCAUUUUCCAGAAAUCUCAGAAUUACAGGAAGGCCAUCUCCCAUAGACUCCAUUUUAAUUAGAUAAUUAAAUUUUUUUAUAAAUGAUUUCCUUUUUAUCUGUAAUAAGGAAACAGUACCUUAUACUUGAUCCCAACUAAGAUAUAAUUACCCCUUAUUGGAGGCAAAACAAUCCUAUUGGGUUUAUUUAAUGUUGAAAAGAAAAUGUAUUGGAUUUUAGGGAGAUAUUUCCAGUGGCUGUAUAGUAAAUAUCAAGGGGCUCUGGUGGCUGCACAAUCUUUUUUAAGAUACCAUAGUCAACUGUUUUAUUGUAAAAUGAAAAUAAAAAUAAUUUGUGUUA